GGAUGAUAAAGCGAGCAGAGGACUGAAAUUUGUGACCACCAUCCGCCCAAUAUGUCCUCCGUCUACCCGAUUCUGCUGAGCCUCAUAACCUUAUCUGGAUUAGGAGUUCAUGGCCAAACUGAAAGAUCAGAACAAUGUCAAAAUCCCUCAAUACGAAAUGUGGAGAAAUUGUCACCAUACAAGGACUAUUAUAACUGGGGUGAGGAGGUGACAUUACAGUGCAACCCUGGACAUUAUCCCUCAUCGGACAAAAUCCGCUGUAUGAGACUUGGAGGCCGGAGUUUCUGGAGGCCAUCUGCUGUCUGCAUAGAAGUCAAAGUGACCAUUGUGGAAGUGACGUCGAGCAGCAUCCGCCUGAGUAUUGUUUGCACCCCGGAGCAGUGCCGGAACGACUGGACAUCAUAUAUAUCCUCCUGUAUUCUGCAAAAGGAUUUCUACACUGAAUGUAAAUAUGGAAGUGGAGAGAAGAUCUUCUCCAAUCUGGAGUUAUUCACACAAUACGAUAUCGUCUUCUCACAACGAUCGGAUCAGUCAUCGGUCACUGUGGAGAAAUUAUACAUCAAAACUGCUGAAACAGAUCUCACUGUACGGAAUUCAACAGAGUCGUCUAUCAUGACGUCAGAUGUUACAUCCAUACAUGGCAUUAUAAUUCCCAUAUUCUUAGUGAAGUUGCUGAUACUUGUGGUUCUCAUAAUGGUCCAGUGGAUUGUGAUGGACAGAAAAUCCUUGGAUACAGAUCUGGACAAAAAUGAAGAAUCAAAGCGUAAUUCGAUCCUCUACAGAACGAGAGGAGCGGAGUAUGUGAACGUGGAUCCCCAGGAGCCAAAUAUUUUACCAUCUAUGUCGCCCCUUGUAAAAUCCAUGAAUUGUGAAUUCAUCCAAGAAUAAAACCUAUUGUAUAUACAGUCA
Messenger RNA from Hyla sarda, 909 nucleotides. RefSeq lists its product as uncharacterized. The record is from RefSeq and is a predicted model, not a curated record. Lineage: Eukaryota; Metazoa; Chordata; Amphibia; Anura; Hylidae. Bases 52 to 888 code for a protein of 278 amino acids. The transcript is spliced from 7 exons.